Messenger RNA from Aspergillus steynii IBT 23096, 1392 nucleotides. RefSeq names its product WD40 repeat domain-containing protein. The transcript has 2 exons. Bases 1 to 1392 code for a protein of 463 amino acids. Gene Ontology annotation, molecular function: protein binding. The record is from RefSeq and is a predicted model, not a curated record. NCBI's taxonomy places the organism in Eukaryota, Fungi, Ascomycota, Eurotiomycetes, Eurotiales, Aspergillaceae.
AUGAACCCCCCCCUAACCCCAACGUACAUCCUGCGCGGCCACGCCUCCGCCAUCCACAGCCUACACAUCUUCCAGCACAACCUGCGUCUGAUCUCCGCCGACGCGGACGGCUGGAUCGUGGUAUGGGAUUUAGUGUCGAAAAGGCCCGUCGCGGCGUGGAAGGGCCACGAGAGCGCUAUUCUUCAGGUUAGGGCAUUCUCUGUGGCUGAAGGGGUCCAGGUGUAUAGUCACGGCCGAGACCAUAAACUUCGGGUGUGGAAUAUCCGCGCGCAGGAUGAGCCUGUCUUGCAGAGGACGCUCCCUGUGGAUGCGAACGAGGGGAGGGAGCGAGGGGAUGAAGGCCGUCAGCCGUGGAUGGUGCAUUCGCUACCUGUUAAUGCGUUGAAUUUCUGUGCGUUUUCGAUCUUGUUCGUUGAUGGCUCCUCCUUUACGGGGUCGGAGAAGGCAGAUACGCAGACGCAUCCAGAAGAACAAGCACAAGCACAAGCACAGUCCCAAACAGAACCAUCUACUUCAACACCUCCAACAAACACAACACACCCCCCGGACGAGGAAACACCACCUAACAAAACCUCAUCCAACCGCCUCCUCGCAGCCCCCAACGCCCUCGACUCCGGCGCCAUCGACCUCUUCCAUCUCCCGCUCGAGCGACGAGUCUGCACGAUCCCGCCCCCGGAAAGCAUCAAGCCGGGGAUGGUCAUGGCCGUGGAACUCUUCCUGGGCCCCUCGCACACGGGCGAUCUCUACGCCGCAUCAGGCUACGAAGACGGCCACGUGAUGGUCUUCAAAUGUCGCGGGAUCUUCAAGGCCUGGAACCCAACUCAGCCCUCUAACCAGUCCCCAUGGAAUAAGAAGUGGGACUGGGAAACCCUGUACGUAUCACGCGCUCACACGCAACCCGUCUUGUCGAUCGAUAUCUCUGCCUCAGGAGGCUAUAUUCUCUCGUCUGGCGCGGAUGCGGUGCUUAUGAAACAUCCGGUUCCUGGGGAUGUUAUUUCUUCUGCUCCUGCUGGGGAAGGCAAAGCGCUGAAGACGGUGAAUACGAAGCAUGCAGGACAGCAGGGUCUUCGGAUUCGAGACGACGGGAAGAUCUUUGCCACCGCGGGGUGGGACUCUCGCGUGCGGGUGUAUUCGUGUAAGACAAUGAAGGAGCUGGCGGUUUUGAAGUGGCAUAAGGAGGGGUGUUAUGCGGUGGCGUUUGCAGGUGUUGAAGGUGAGGGUCGUUCUAGGGGGCAGGUAGCAGAUUCAGGGUCGGAGGCAGAGGCAGGGAGCAUGUCUCAAGAAUUCUCACUCGCGACUGUCCAGCAGCAACGGAACCACAAGGUCCAAAAAACACAUUGGUUAGCGGCUGGGUCUAAAGACGGGAAGAUCUCGUUGUGGGACGUCUAUUGA